UUUCAGCCGACUGGCCUGGCCUGCUUUGCCUGGUGCUUUCUCCCUCAGAGUCAGGUGUGCUGAGGUCCGCCCGCAGAGGACACUGCCUUUCUGAGCUGGCAACACUCGCCUAGCAUAAGCGCUCCAAAGUCUCCUUAAUUGCUGUGCAGAGAAAACUAUGACUGCAUUACAGCUUAAGGAGCUUUCACAAUCGGGCCUGUACCGGAGAAGGCGAGAGCGUCCUCAUAGUCUGAGAGUAAAUGGGCUCCCUGAGGAAGAGCUGAGCAAUAUGGCCAAUGCCUUGGCCAGUGCCACAUGUGAGCGCUGCAAGGGAGGCUUUGCACCUGCUGAGAAGAUCGUGAACAGUAAUGGUGAGCUCUACCAUGAACAGUGCUUCGUGUGUGCUCAGUGCUUCCAGCAGUUCCCAGAAGGACUCUUCUAUGAGUUUGAAGGAAGGAAGUACUGUGAACAUGAUUUCCAAAUGCUCUUUGCUCCUUGCUGCCACCAGUGUGGUGAAUUCAUCAUUGGCCGGGUUAUUAAAGCCAUGAACAACAGCUGGCAUCCUGAGUGCUUUCGAUGUGACCUCUGCCAGGAAGUGCUGGCAGACAUAGGGUUUGUCAAGAAUGCUGGCAGACACCUAUGUCGCCCAUGUCAUAAUCGUGAAAAGGCCAGAGGCCUUGGAAAAUACAUCUGCCAGAAAUGCCAUGCCAUCAUUGAUGAACAGCCUCUGAUUUUCAAGAAUGACCCUUACCACCCAGACCACUUCAAUUGUGCCAAUUGCGGGAAGGAGCUAACUGCUGAUGCCCGGGAGCUAAAAGGGGAGCUAUACUGUCUGCCGUGUCAUGAUAAGAUGGGGGUCCCUAUCUGUGGUGCCUGUCGGAGGCCCAUUGAAGGGCGAGUAGUGAAUGCCAUGGGCAAGCAAUGGCAUGUAGAGCAUUUUGUUUGUGCCAAAUGUGAAAAACCAUUUCUUGGGCAUCGCCAUUAUGAGAGGAAGGGCUUGGCCUAUUGUGAAACUCACUAUAAUCAGCUAUUUGGUGAUGUUUGUUUCCACUGCAACCGUGUCAUAGAAGGUGAUGUGGUCUCUGCCCUCAACAAGGCCUGGUGUGUGAGCUGUUUUGCCUGUUCCACCUGCAAUACCAAAUUAACACUCAAGGAUAAGUUUGUUGAAAUUGAUCUAAAGCCAGUCUGCAAAUACUGUUAUGAGAAAAUGCCAGAAGAGUUUAAGAGGCGCCUUGCCAAACGAGAGAGAGAAGCAAAGGAUAAGGACAAGCAGAGAAAGAGAAAGCCAGUGUGUCUGUAAACGUUCUAUCCCUUCCACGUCACUCUCAUUGCUUCUCUUGUGGAAUAAAUUUGUGGAGUUUGACAUGAAACCAGUCUGUAAGAAGUGCUAUGAGAAGUUUCCUUUGGAGCUGAAGAAAAGACUUAAAAAACUGGCUGAGACCUUAGGAAGGAAAUAACUUCUGGUUUGGAUUUUGGUGGCAGUUUUUUAUUUUUUGUUUUUCUCUCUCUUCUAGCCAAUAUUACUUAACUUGAUCCACCCUUUUCUAAAGCUAUAUAAAGCCUUAGAGAAAAUGGUUUUCUUCAUUUCCAUUUUCUCAUUUAACAAAACAAAAGAAAUGUUUACUUCUAUGUAAAACAGAUGAAAUCAGGACUUACUUUAGCCAUAGUAGUCUGUAGACAUUAAAAACUAUAUAGCUAGCCAACCGCUCCCCCCCCAAAAAAAAAAGUGUGUUAAAGGAUAGUUUUAAUUGAGCCCUGCCCUCCAAAAAAUAAAUUUAACUCUUCAAAAUUAAAACAACCCUUCUCUGCGGACCAACAAAAGUACUUGCUGACAGAUCUGGUGGACUAAGUUGAAUCCUGGGUCCAUGUGGAAAGAGAACUCACUCAAGUUGUCCUCUAACCUCCACAGCACUGUUUACAUAUGCGCCAGCACAUACAAUUAAUAAACAUAGUAAACAAACACUGUUUUAAAGAGUCAUCUUUACAUGGCGCAGAAGACUCCACAUUUUGCUUUUCUUUAUGUCAUAAGAAAAUAAUUUCCCGGGUGCUGGAGAAAUGGCUCAGAGGAUAAGAGCACUGAUUGCUCUUCCCAAAGGUCCUGAGUUCAAUUCCCAGCAACCACAUGGUGGCUCACAACCAUCUAAACAUGAAAUCUGGUUCCCUCUUCUGGUGUGCGGGUGUACAUGCUAACACACAUUGCAUAAGUAAUAAAUAAAUAAAUCUUUAAAAAAAAAAGAAAAUAAUUUUCCACUAAUAUGCUGGGGAAGUGUAUAGGAAAAAUAAGUAAACUACCAAAAAGUUCCUUCACAGUCUUAAUGUCUUUAGCCAAUUAGCAUUGUAAAAGAAAAAUGCAUAUUACUAAGAAACAAAAGCAUUUCAGAAAACCUGAUUUUUUUUUUUUGUUAGAUCAGUAUGCUUAGUUUUCUAUUUUGUUUUCCUUAUGAAAUUCUUCCUUCAUACAAUUAUUUAACAUACUGGUAGCUGUUAGUAUAUCUUCUACAUUUAUGAGCAAAACAAAGCAAAAAAAUAUACCAGUUAUCUGAAAAAUAAUGUACACUUUGUGAUAUUGGAAAAAUGAAGCAUUUUAAAAAUAUAUUACACUUUAUGCUUUUAAGAUUAAUUAAAACAUGAGAUAGACUGUUAUACAGCUUAAGAGUAUAGCACUUUCAAAGGAGGGUGUAAGCCAGCGAUAGCAGCAGAGGCAGACAGAUUUCUGUGAGUCCUAGUCCAGCCAGGGCGGCAUAUUGAAACCUUGUUUCAGAAAAAAAUGGCUAUCUGUAUCCUAUUACCUUUCUGCUAAUAGCUAUGCUUCAUACAUAAUCUAACUUGCCUUGCCUUAGAUAACUGCAUCCUGUAAUCAGAAAUCCUAAAUGUUUCUUAAAUACCAAAUAAUAAUAAAUACUUGGACUGAGAUUUUAGGGUUUUUUUUUCUUCACUUCUAAUGUCAUAACUGAGUUUUAUUUACUAUAAAAUAGUAAAAAGUCAUAAAUGAUACUCUUAGAUUGAAAGAGGAUAGGGAGAAUGUUAACCUUAGGUAAAAAUCAGUGAGUUCUAUUUUAUAAAAAUUUUUAUCCUGAAAUGUUUGGACUAUUCUUUUUGUAUAAACUUCAUAUGCAAAAGUAGGAGCAUUUUUAAAUUGUUCCUGCUGCUAAUAUGUUACCUUUUUUUUUUUUUCUAAGUUGCCAGAAUAAAUGUUACAAACAUUUUUGGAUAUGGUGACUUAUAUUGUAAUCUCAGCCCUUGGGAGGCAGAGGCAGGAAGACUACCAUGAGUUGGAGGUGAAUCCUAGGUUACAAUGUGAAAUUCUAUCCCCAUAAACAAAAACACUAGUAUAUUGUGUUGCCAUAAAGAAUAUCUCAGGAGCCUAGGAAAAAGCCCAGUCAGUAAAGCCUUUAGGACCUGAGUUUGAACCAAGCAGAUCCCUGGAUUUAAUGGUUAGCCGACCCAGCCUAACUGGUGAGCCCCAGAUCCAAGAGGAAAACCCUGUCUCAAAAGAACCAAGGUGGGUGGCUCCUGAGGAAUGACAGACAAGAUUGACAUCCAGUCUUCACAUGCACAUAUACAUAUGCACAUAUCCAGAAAUACAUGCACAUACACAAAAUAUGAUAUCUCAGGAUGCUAUUACUCUGCCAUUAAAAGUUUGUAAUCAUGAUUUUUUUAAAUACUUGGUUAUGGAGUACAUUUUUGUUUUCAGAUAACUAAAUGUGUAACCAAUCAUUUUAUAUCUUAAUAUUCUUUUGGAAUUAAGAGAAUUAUAAGUGAUUAAAAAUAACACAUGCUUUGUGUGUUUGUUUAGCAGUUUAAAUUUGUCUUUGCUUUUGUUAGUAAGAACCAACAUUUCUUCAGUGUGCCUUUAUCAGCUAAGAAUGACAAGCAGUGAAUACCUUAAAAGUAUUUAUAAAGUAUUAUACAUGCAUUUAGGCAAAUAGAAUUUGUAGUCUAGGGUUUUGAUGCUAAGUUCUUAUGUACCUCACUAGAAAUAUGGAGCAGAAAAGCAUGCAUUCACGUGCAUUGGGGAUGCAUGGCCUUUGCUUACAUGUCAUCGCUUAACCAGAAUCCCCACUACUGUCUUUGCUCAGUCCUCUUUAGACAGGAAUGUUCCAGAAAGUUUGAUUUGCUAAUUAUAUGGUAAUUCAUCUAGAGAUGAUAUGUCGUUGGAGUUUUUAUUGUGGAAAAAGAAGAUGGGGAUUUAAGUUGGGUGAAGACAAAGACCUCAUCCAGUUCCUAUUGUGGGGUUUUACUGGUUACUGGCAUUUGUCAGUCAAGAUUUCUGUUUGAAUUUCUAAGAACAAUCUGAAAUAAUUCAUUAUGCUUAUGAAAUUUCUAAGUGUCCUUCUUAUCCUUAGUUAUCCUAAUGUAAUGGGAAAUAUGGAUACACAUAGAAUAUUUUGUGUGUCAUAUUAAAAGCCUUAUUAAUACUUUGCCUGAAAUAGGUCAUUCUGCCUCAUCCAUUUGCCAAAGUGCCGAACCCAAGUUAAGGAAACUUUGACAUAGGCUGACAAUAUUCUUGUAUUUUAUUUUAGAUUGUAAGCAUAAUGGCAGGAAAUCAUAUCAGUAAUUGUGCUUUUUAUGUAGCAAUCAUUGCUGUAUACCUAUGGUGCUUAAUAAAUGUUUAUAACUAGUCAUAA
Messenger RNA from Meriones unguiculatus (Mongolian gerbil), 4607 nucleotides. It is a transcript of the gene Lims1, whose product is annotated as LIM zinc finger domain containing 1. Gene Ontology annotation, cellular component: cytoplasm; cell-cell junction; focal adhesion. The transcript has 11 exons. The record is from RefSeq and is a predicted model, not a curated record. Gene Ontology annotation, biological process: positive regulation of integrin-mediated signaling pathway; cell-cell junction organization; cell-cell adhesion. The coding region runs from base 158 to 1279 and encodes 373 amino acids. Lineage: Eukaryota; Metazoa; Chordata; Mammalia; Rodentia; Muridae.